AGUUGGUAGGGGUAUCGCGGUGAAGCUCCGCGUCUUUGUUUCAGCCUGUAUCUGUCCCAUUUCAACUCGGCAUCUCCUGCAGUCUCACUCUCUCUGCCGCUCCAUCACGGUGUCACACAGGUCUGGAUGAUCGCAAGGACACCAGGAUGGCUGUGAACCUCAGUAAGAACAGACUGGCUAUUCUGACUGCGUACCAGGAUGUUAUCGACGAAACAUCUUCCACAGACUGGGCUUUGUACAUGUAUGAGGACAACAGUGAUGACCUAACACUGGCAUCAACAGGAGGGGGAGGACUGGAAGAGAUCACAGACACCUUUGACAAUGGGCACAUCAUGUACGGUUUCUGUAGCCUGAAGGAGCCAUCAACCAUCCUGCCCCACUACAUUCUCAUUAACUGGGUGGGUGAAGAUGUCCCUGAUGCCAGAAAGUGUGCCUGUGCUAGCCAUGUGGCCACAAUCGCUGAAUUCUUCCAGGUCAGUCUCCCAGAGGGGGUGGAUAUUGUGGUCAAUGCCAGCAGUGUGGAGGACAUUGACCCGGUCGCUAUUGGACAGAGACUGACCAAUGGGACAGUCCCGGUGGCAAGCCCAGUCCUGAGCCGACUGCUAACCAGAGAUGAGGAGGGGAUGGAGACUGUGGGUACCAGCUACCAGAAGACCAAUGCAGAGAUGGAGCUGAAGAAGCUUAACAGGGAGGAAUUCUGGGAAAAGGCCAAGCGUGAGGAGGAGCUGCGGAAGGAGGAGGAGAGGAGGAGGGUGGCGGAGGAGAGGCAGCGGUUCGAGGAAGAGCGAAUGGCACUGGAACGGCAGGAGCAGGAGGAGAGGGAGAGGAGAUACCGCGAGAGGGAGCGACAGAUCGAGGAGCACAGGAGGAAGCUGCUGGCACAGGAGGAAGAGGCGGCUCGGGGGAGGCUGAAGGCCCAUGCAGAGGGGACCCAGGAGGGCAAUCCAGAGAAGAGGGAGUCAGAGGUGGAGGUGGGUCAUUCUGCCAUUUUCCUGCAAGAGUGCGCUGCAGCGGCAUUCAUCAUUGGCCAGAGGAGGAAUAAUCCACGGGAUUUCUUCAGACAGAGAGAGAGAGCGAUGGCCUGCAGCUUUGACAGCUCCUCUGUCAACUUCCACAGGACAGGCCGGUUGGACAGCCCCUUCUUGAAGACGCAGCACAGUCUUCCUGAGCCCAGCUGGCCCCCCUACCGCCCCCCACAGGCAUCUUACAGUGUGCCCCAUAUCAGACUGCACGCAAGUUCAUCUGUCGAUGAUCCUCAUGGGGACUCAGAGUGCGGCAGGGGGACCAUCCUGUCUGCAUCCAUCCCCAAAAUCAUCACCACACCCAUCCCGGAGGAGAGCGAGGACGGUGGGCGAGACGAGGCCACUGACCUGCAGGACCCACCCCCUCCUCAGAGUAUGACCCCCCAAUCCAGGGUCCCCUAUGAUCCGACCCCCUCAGAACCCUCCAAGCCACAAGAGAUGGAUGACCCGCUUGACCUAUGGGAGACAACGUUUGACGACGCACAGCCCCACCCCCACGCCCGGCCCCAGCCUCUCCUUAGCUUCGACGAGUUCCCAGAGGGGCUGGUAGAUGAGGACGACCCUUCCAGCCUGGUGGAUGUUGGCGGACCCCACCAGAUGACCCUCAGCUACCAGCAUGCACUGCAGCGUGCUUCUGGAUCUGACAGCCAGGAACUAGAUGACGGACAUCUGCUCCUCACCAAUGGGGACAGCCUGCUUAAAGAAGGAGCACAGGCCAGCGAAGGCUACUUCAGCCAGUCACAGGAGGAGGAGUUUGCCCAAUCAGAAGAGUGCUCUUCAAAGGAGACCCCGAUGCCAGUGUUGUAUAACAAACCUCCAGAGAUUGACAUCACCUGCUGGGACGCAGACCCUGUGAUGGAGGAGGAAGAGUAUGGGGCAGAGGAAUGAAGAGGGAGGGCCACCUGCUGAAACACAAAAAUGUUACAAAAAUGUAAUAAUGUAAUAAUGUAAUAAUGUCUUGCAUACAAAAAUAACCUAUGAAACAAUCAAAAUAGUAGAUUAUAUCCAGGUUAGUGUUAAAGAUGCCAGUUUAGCUCUUUUUGUCUUUGUAUCGUGUGCUGAGUGCGUUACGGACUUGCUCCCCUUGCAGACUGCUACACGUUCCCCACCAGACCUGGGCCAAAUACCUUUUUGAAGUGCCUGGAUUUAUUAGCACCGGGAAAAUUACAAAACAAUACAGCAGAUCCCUUGGUGUUUUCAACAAAACGUGCCACUUACCAAAAUGAACAGUCAUAAGAAGAAAGCAUUUUAAUAUGUGACGUUUAAAAAAAAAAAAAAAAACCUUUAGGACCUUUACUAGGGUCUAAGAGGCUGAAGUAUUUCAAAUAAUUAUUUUGCCCAGGUCUGUUUGCUAGCAAUGGCACGGAACCUAUCCCAAACCUGGGACAUUUAACAAAAUCCAGCAUGUCUUAAUGGAACCCAGCACAUGCUCAGUAGCUGCUUAAGAGUUUUCGUCUGUCCUGUUGAGAGGAGGGAGACCUGCUGUCACACCCCCCCUUCCCAACACCCCUUCUCAUUUUCGGGUUUUGGACACAGCAAUUAAUGAGGAAUGAUAUUCAGUUAAUAGGUGUCAGUAUCUAGCUCUGCAAUAAAUUAGAUGUGGAUGUGUGCGUGCGUGCGUGUGUGUGUGUGUGCGUGCGUCUAUGUGUGUGCGUGUAUGUGUGAGGGAGUUCGGGUAGGUUAGGUUUGUAUUGUGUUUAUGCAUGUGUCUAAGACUGAGUGUGUGCUAUUGGUUAUGGUCCUCAUAUAUCUUUACAUACAGCAUUAGAAUUUUUGGCCAAAAAAACUGUAGAUUAAAUUGGUAUAUCAGAGAUUUGUAAAUGCAUUUAGUAAAAUAUGCUAGAAUGACUAUGUUUUCAAAAAGGAACCAGAAAGAGAGAGCGAGGAAAAAAAAGACUUUGAUAAAAAAUAAAAAUAAUAAUAAUACAUCUUUAUAUAUAUAUAGAUACAUGUUACUCUGAAAUCAGCAUGGGCUAUAUUUUGAUCAGAGGUUUAAGCUGAAAAAUAGUUUUCAUCACUCCUGGCAGAAUGAAGAAGCUUAAUGCCGUUUCCAUUUUUUAAUAAAAUACUCUCGCUCUCCCAGCUCCACACAUUAGAGCAAAAAAUAAAAUUAAAAAUGUAAUACCACUGUUUCCAUCUUUUAUGAGGAGACAUAUUUUUUGCAGUUUUAUGUCAGUACAAUGUGAAACUCUAACGAAAAGGAACUUUGCUGAAGGGGGGGGGGGGGGGGGCUUUAAUUAAAGGCACUUUAAUAUUUUUUAAAAAUGGGGUGGAGCUGAGUAAGCAAUAAAAGAAACAAUCCUUGUGGUGUGAAUAAUGAUUAUAUAUUUAGUAGUAGUAUUGCUGAUGCCAUUUGUAAUUGCUACCUACCUGUCCUGUGUGUUGCCAUGCAUACAUAAGGUAACUGGGGAUUUUCAGUAUUGAGAGAGGUGAGGGCGGGGUCAAUAAGCUCUCACAAUCAAUGAGUUUCUUUAACAUUAACCUGCGACCCGACGGCAUUUUCAUUUUCUCUCUCAUUCACCGUUAAACUCCAUUUUGUUUAUUUCAUUCCUCUCCCCAGGAUACACCCUCCAAGAUUUCUGCUUUCUUCCGUUCUUGUUCCUUUCUUACAUAAUGCUCAUCUUUUUUCCAUCCAGUUUUCAUAUACCUAGUUUCUGAAUAAAGAAAGAAAGAAAGAAAGCACAAGCCUUUUUCUGUGACAUGGUAAGACCGUUCUGUAAGAGCUGGUGUACAUUAAUAAAGGAUUCUCAAACCUU
Molecule: messenger RNA, 3778 nt
Organism: Anguilla rostrata (American eel)
Lineage: Eukaryota; Metazoa; Chordata; Actinopteri; Anguilliformes; Anguillidae
Product: drebrin-like
Exons: 15
Coding region: 147-1910 (587 amino acids)
Biological process (GO): regulation of actin filament polymerization; positive regulation of dendritic spine morphogenesis; positive regulation of axon extension
Cellular component (GO): lamellipodium; postsynaptic density; actin filament
Molecular function (GO): actin filament binding
Source: RefSeq, a predicted model, not a curated record